Messenger RNA from Caenorhabditis elegans, 481 nucleotides. It is a transcript of the gene lbp-5, whose product is annotated as Fatty acid-binding protein homolog 5. The record is from RefSeq and is marked reviewed. The transcript has 2 exons. Lineage: Eukaryota; Metazoa; Nematoda; Chromadorea; Rhabditida; Rhabditidae. The coding region runs from base 8 to 418 and encodes 136 amino acids. Gene Ontology annotation, molecular function: lipid binding; fatty acid binding.
UUUCAGAAUGUCUGCUGAACAAUUUGUGGGUCGUUGGAAGCUUGUCGAAUCCGAGAAUUUCGAGGAUUACCUGAAAGAAGUUGGGGUUGGUCUUCUUCUUCGUAAAGCCGCGUGUGCUGCAAAACCAACUUUAGAGAUCAAAGUGAAUGGAAACAAGUGGCAUGUCAAUCAACUUAGCACCUUCAAGAACACCACAUUGGAGUUCACUCUGGGAGUGGAAUUCGACGAGACAACACCAGACGGUCGUCAAUUCAAGUCAACCAUCACAAUUGAAGAUGGAAAAGUAGUUCAUGUUCAAAAAAGGAUUAAGGAUUCAGAUCAUGAUUCUGUAAUCACUCGUUGGUUUGAAGGAGAAAAGCUCAUCACAACUCUCCAAUCUGGAUCAGUUAUCUCUCGUCGUGCCUAUAUUCGUGAAUAGAUUAUUUUGAAUAUUGUUCUUGUUUUGUUCGGUCUUUGAUGCAAUAAAUAGCGAAAAAUAGUG